Molecule: messenger RNA, 1722 nt
Organism: Ostreococcus tauri
Lineage: Eukaryota; Viridiplantae; Chlorophyta; Mamiellophyceae; Mamiellales; Bathycoccaceae
Product: Protein of unknown function DUF408
Exons: 1
Coding region: 1-1722 (573 amino acids)
Cellular component (GO): cytoplasm; nucleus
Molecular function (GO): RNA polymerase core enzyme binding; RNA polymerase II CTD heptapeptide repeat phosphatase activity
Source: RefSeq, a predicted model, not a curated record
AUGCCUCCCGUCGAGCUCCCGGUGCUAGAUUAUGGCGACGUCGGGUCCGAUUCCGACUCCGAGCGCGCUUCAUCGGACUCUGAGACAGACAAAUCGUUCACGUCCCGUUCCAACGCGCUCGCGGAGGAUUCCGACCCAAAGCCGCGAGAGGAAACGAUCGUCGAUCCACUCGUCGCUUCGAGAAAGCUCGCGUUCGUCGAGCGAUGUUUCAUCGACGAUAGCGUCAAUACGUUCGUCGAUGAGAUUUCAAUGCUUCGAUCGUGCGCGGAGGCGGCGCUGAGCGAGCGAGAGUUCCGGGACGCCUGCGCCGAGCGCGCGCGCGGGACGACGAGCGGGACGCGGUGCGGAUGGCCGAUGUGUCGAUCGAACGCCUCGAACGCGUCGCCGAACGCGUCAGCGAGCAAGGUAUUCGACAUAGAUGGCACGGCGCGAACGGUGCGAGAGACGUCGUGGACGCGGUCAUUUUGUUCCAAGGCGUGCGUGCACGCGGCGGAGGCGUUUGGCAGGCGGCUCGCUCAGGGACGGGCGCUGAGCGCCGAGGAGGGCGCGGCGAGGGCAGGUGUCGGGUAUCUCGACGAGGCAAAGGUGAUGAAAUCGACGGUGAAGGAGCGCGAGGUCACGAGAUCGACGAGGGAAACGUUUGAGGCGCCGAAGACGCGCUCAGAGGCGAUGGCGAGCGCGGCGGCGGUGGACGGGUACGUCCCUCGAACGGCAAGGAAAGCGAUCGAGGAAGAGAAGAAUCGGGAGAAAAAGAUCGCCAAGACACAGGCACAAAAAAAUCUCUCCACGAUCGAUCGACCAACGUCGGUGACGUGGAACGAGACCGAGAUUCAGGCCAUCGAGCAGGAGGCUGCGGAGCGAAAGACGACCUCGGUGGACGAGCCCGCCGGGGUGUUUUAUUUCGACACCUACGCCGAGGGGCAGAAAAAAGCCGGUGAAAAAGGGUUCGUCCCGAGCAUUGGAGGGCGAUUUAGCGAGGGACAGCUGCGCACAGAACCGAGAACGGCGGCGGACGAGGCUACCAAGGCGAUGGAAAAAUUGCUCCUGGAGGCGGAUGCAAGCGUGGAAGACGCGCCUACGAGCGUCGCCGAGCCCGAGGACGUCGCCGAGGUCACGCGAAAGAUGCUCGCGUCCGCGCUCACAUCGAAACCGAUUCCAGGAUAUGCCGAUAGCGAUGAGGACGAGGACGAGGAUAUCGGGAUGAGCGGCACUUCCGAUUCGGAGGGAUCGGUGGACUUGUCAUCUUCCGCGCCACAGAUUUCACAGUUUGGCGUCACGUGGAUGGCUGUCGACAAUUUAGUCACGGACGCGACGUUCGCGCUCGUCGACGGCGACGGUGCCUUCGUGGAUAUCCUUCCACUUCGUAACAGAUACACCGUUUCCGUCAGCGAGGCGUGGAACGAAAGCUUGGCCAAGGUGGUUCCGUCUCUGUGCUUGACGCUUGACAUCAGCGGCGAAAAGCGAAGAAUCGAACAAAAUCUGACGACGCUCCUGCGAACGUUCGCGUUCGAAAGACCGGUUCCGGAGUUCAGUCGCGCGCGUUGGAUGAUGAUGGCGCUAUUAUUCAUCGAAAUGUUGAUCGACGCAGACCUUUUGAGCAAAGAGAUGCUCGGCAAAGCAGUUGCUGAGGGAGCAAAAAUGAUCUUUGCAGACGCUGAGGCAACAAAAGAGGAAGUGACUUUGCUUCGUCAGCGUCUUCGUGGCGAGGGCGUUCGAGAUUAG